AUGCACACACUGCCGGACGUAGGGAUAAGCGAGCUGGAUGAUAAGCUGCAGCUAAGCAAUAUUAUGGAAGUAACAUGCAGAGUUGAAAAACCGUAUUUUUCUUGCAGCGUACCACCUAGCGAUCUACUUCUACGUUUGGGCGAGCACGAUCUUUCCACUGACAGCGAACCGUACAUACACCAAGAAAGAAGAGUGCAAAUAGUUGCCGCUCACCCACAAUUCGAUCCGCGCACCUUCGAGUACGACUUAGCCCUCCUUCGGUUUUACGAACCGGUCCAAUUCCAACCGAACAUUAUUCCGGUAUGCGUACCGAACACCGAUGAAAACUUCGUGGGCCGAACGGCGUACGUGACCGGCUGGGGGCGUCUCUACGAAGAUGGUCCGCUGCCCAGCGUUUUGCAGCAAGUCGCAGUACCGGUAAUCAAUAACACAGUUUGCGAGUCGAUGUACCGGUCGGCGGGGUACAUAGAGCACAUUCCCCACAUUUUCAUUUGUGCCGGCUGGCGAAAGGGAGGCUUCGACUCGUGCGAGGGUGAUUCGGGCGGUCCCAUGGUAAUACAACGGGAAGACAAGCGAUUUCUCCUAGCCGGUGUUAUCUCGUGGGGUAUCGGUUGUGCGGAACCCAACCAGCCUGGCGUUUACACGCGAAUAAGUGAAUUUAGAGACUGGAUCAACCAAAUCCUUCAAUUUUAACAGAGACAAUUGUUGCCACCCUAUAAUUUAUUUUAGGUAUUAAACCGUUGCGUUGUUUUCCUUGUGUGAUAUAUGUACGAGCAUAGCCGAAGAGAGUUUUCUUUACUAGUUGCAGUUUUUAGAUGAUUUUAUACAGCUCUUGAAAAGUUACUAAAAGUUAAACUGUUGGUGUGUGUGUAUGAAAGGUUAUUAAUCCAAAUAAUUUUAUUCCAGACCGGAAUCGCUUUUUGGAAUAUUAUUAUUUACGCAAUGAUUCCCUUAAUGGUAAUGAUUGUUAAUUGUUAUGCCGUGAGAAUUAGUUGAGUUUUAAAUUAUUUAAUAUAAUUAUAUCUCGUAAUAGUUAAUUUAU
Molecule: messenger RNA, 1042 nt
Organism: Photinus pyralis (common eastern firefly)
Lineage: Eukaryota; Metazoa; Arthropoda; Insecta; Coleoptera; Lampyridae
Product: serine proteinase stubble-like
Exons: 3
Coding region: 1-693 (230 amino acids)
Biological process (GO): proteolysis
Molecular function (GO): serine-type endopeptidase activity
Source: RefSeq, a predicted model, not a curated record